Molecule: messenger RNA, 582 nt
Organism: Emiliania huxleyi CCMP1516
Lineage: Eukaryota; Haptophyta; Isochrysidales; Noelaerhabdaceae
Exons: 4
Coding region: 1-582 (193 amino acids)
Source: RefSeq, a predicted model, not a curated record
AUGAACGGCACGAAUUGCCCGCCUGCGGCCGGCAAACUGCUCGUGGACGGACAGGACGCGCGGACGAAGCAGGAGAUCCUCCAGAUGAUCGUCCAGUACCUGCACGACGAGGGCUACACUGCGGCGGUGAGCCUGCGCGCCUCUCCCGCCCCAAGCCUCCGAGGCUUGCAAUUCCUGAGGCUGUCCCACGCCUCGACCGCUGCUCCGCUCGCCGCCACGCCGGACGAGGCCAACGUGCGCUCGCUCGAUGCGCAGCGCGCGCGGACGGCGGUGCGGCGGCUCCGGCGCGCGGUGCUCGACGGCGAUUGGCCCGAGAUGGAGAAGCUCGUGCCCCGUGCCAUCGCCGGCACGUGCGAGCAGAAGGCCUGCCUAGACGCCUUUCUCGAGCUGCUGGACGGAGGCGAGCAGCACAAGGCGUUCACGCAGCUGACGAAGCGGCUCAAGCCACUCGAGAGCUGCGCGCCGUCGCCCGCAGAGUUCCGCGACCUCUGCUACCUCCUCACCUGCCGCUCCGUGCACGAGGUGUGGGCAGACGCCGGGCGCGGCGUGCGCGGGAUGUCGCGAGUCCUGACUGCUGACUGA